AUGCAAGAUGAACACAUUAUCGUACAGAAGAACGAAGAAGUGCCAUCAGAGGAAGAUGUCAAGACCCACAAAGACCUCCUCAAUCAAGUCAAAACCACUUUACUGCCUGAGACGCGUAGCCUACUCAUUUCAUUGCAGGAGGCUUUAGACUUAUUUCCUGAGUCGACUGCCCCCAAGCCCAAGCUCGAUGAAGCCUUGGACGUUGUUUCUAGGUUCCACACUGUCUUAACCAACCUCAAUAUUGCCGUCCACACCAUUUCUCCUCAAAUUAUCGCCCUUGGGCGCAAGUCCAGUCGGAUCGAUCAAACUUAUGGUGUCUUGAAGAGAUUCAGAACUUACAUCUUAGAGAUGGAUGCUAGGGAGAUAACGUCCGAAUUUCUCAGUGACUUAUUCACUGAACUUUCUGAGUUUGUUUCUAGCGGCCAAUAUGCCCAAGGUAGUUCAGAAUACCCCGAUGAGGAGGAAUAUGCCACGCUCAUCUUGAACCGCCGUACCCAACUGCUCGCGGCCGUAGACAAGUCCCAACGCAAAAUCGACGAGGCCCUCGAGCUCAUCGACCGUUCCGAUUUUGAUAUCCUCCGAUAUAUCUGGAACGAAUACGAACAAGAGCUUGGUGAUUACCUCACCAAGAUUGCCCAGAAAAUCCACGAUGCAAAAGACGUCGACAUUCCCCCCGCCGACCAACCUCUUAACUUGAGGCCUCGUAUCAUUCAGCUCUUGCCACAAGUCAUCCCCUUCGUCAAAUUAUGUAGAGUCUUCUACAAAAGGAUCGGCUCCGCACCCCCGGCCUUCACAUUCGGUGAAGAGUUGUCUUCAGCUGAUCUCGAAAGCAUUCGACUUGGCGCAGGUAAGAUCAAUAACUCUCUCAUCUAUGCCCUCGACACAUUGUUCUCUGCCUACAGCAACCCACGAGGACAACGAACCAGUUCAGCCUCAUCCCACUUCGAUGCAGUCAAGAAGGCUAUGGACAGUACAUUGGAGUUCAUUGCCUCUCACAUGGUCCCUUCUGAUCCCGCUCGUACGGUUGAUGAUGUGAUGAACGAAUUUUUUGGCACUUUGAAACCCCAAUUCGAUGCCCUACAUGAAAGGUUUUCGGCUGCUUUGACCCAGUUCCAACAGGAAAAUGAAAGACUGGGUAAUCUGGCUGGCAACGGUAAUUAG
Molecule: messenger RNA, 1161 nt
Organism: Puccinia graminis f. sp. tritici CRL 75-36-700-3
Lineage: Eukaryota; Fungi; Basidiomycota; Pucciniomycetes; Pucciniales; Pucciniaceae
Exons: 1
Coding region: 1-1161 (386 amino acids)
Source: RefSeq, a predicted model, not a curated record